CCCUUGGGUCAUAAGAUAAGGCAAAGACCAAAGCAAUCAUGGACGUUUUCAAAGUUUUCUUCUUUUGUCUUUUCUGCGAUGUCCAAAUUAUUCCCUCUGCAACUACUAGUGCUGACAACAGUGACGUGAUGAGUCAUGUGACAGUGCUGCAGGACAUGUUGUCAACUGUCCAGUCUCAGCUGCAGAUAACCCAAGCUGACCAGAAGUCCACCUCAGAUGAGUUAAGAACAGUUAAGUCAGAACUCAGGAUAGCGGAGGACACAAUUCAUAGCAUGACAAUUCAGAUCCAAGACAUGCAAGCAGAACAGAAUGCAUCUUUGGCAGAACACGGAUCUACCCUGGAUGAACUUACUGCUGUGAAGGUAAAGCUGAAUACAACCGAAGGCUAUCUAAAUACUGUACAAACACACGUGAAGGACCUGCAAGUGGAACUUAAUAAAACAACCAACGACUGUGAGGCUCUGAAGUCUCAAUUUGGGGCUAGCCACGACAGCCAGGUGAGGCUGGAGACUGAGAUCAACCUUCUCCACACUGAUCUCAAGAAUGUAGAAGGCGAUCUAGCCGUAACCAAAUAUUUGAGUUCACAACAAACCACACAUAUCGACAACAUGAAGACAGACUUGCAUAACCUUCAAACUGACAUGGCUAAUGUAAAGAGUUUCAAUGUGGAUCCCCUGUUGUCCCAAGUCAACACCACGCUACUGGAUGCAAUAUCUGCCGAUGUGAAGUCAACGAAGGAUGAACUGAAUAUCUUUGAAUCGAAACUUCACAAGGCUUCAAACGACGUGUUGUUAACAAAUUCAGAUCUUUUAAAAUUGGCAUUAAAUGUGACAGAUUUUAAAGCAAACAUAUCUUCAGAAGUAACAGGGAUCAAGACUUCUCUUCUGCUGGGAGAGAGAAACUGCAAAACAAUACAAAAGGACUUCAACCUGAAGUUCAACUCCACUUCGGGUGCUUUGGGAAACAUGGAAGAGGCAGUUGAGGCCAUGGAGAUUGGGUUUUCGUCAUCACGCUAUGCUAUCAAUGACCUUAACCAAACACUGACGUCCUUCAUGCACAGCGUAUCAAACUUGACAAGAUCAGGUGCAAGAAACAUUGCCUUUGAAGUCCGGCUGCAGGAGGAAGUCCAUUCUGUACAAAUGGGCGGAAAGCUGAUUUUUGAUACGUUACUGUACAACAAUGGCGGUGGAUUUGAAGCUGCCUCCGGUAUAUUUACAGCCCCAGUGUCUGGAUCCUACAUAUUCUGGGCUCAGAUUAUGCUGGAUCAAGUGGAAUCAUAUCUGGAAAUAUUCCUAGUCCAGAAUGGCCACACCAAAGGUAAAGGGUAUGCGGAAACAUCGAAAGAGACGGUAUAUGGUGUUGUUUCCAUAACGACAGUCAUGUAUCUCAACACAGGGGAUGAAGUAUGGUUUGAAAAGUGGAAAGGAUCACAGAACAUUUAUGGAAGUCUUUAUUCCGGAUUCGGAGCUGCUUUAAUUUCCUCUUGAAUUAAUGUUAAAUCAAAUUAAUAAUAACUGACGAUUCGAUUUAAAGGUUUGUUGUUAAUUAUUGUGGCUUGGGCUAAAGUGUCAUGCCUUUUCAAAUAAAGACCAAUGUCAUAUCUGU
Messenger RNA from Haliotis rufescens (red abalone), 1605 nucleotides. RefSeq lists its product as uncharacterized. The transcript is spliced from 2 exons. The record is from RefSeq and is a predicted model, not a curated record. Gene Ontology annotation, molecular function: protein binding. NCBI's taxonomy places the organism in Eukaryota, Metazoa, Mollusca, Gastropoda, Lepetellida, Haliotidae. Bases 39 to 1487 code for a protein of 482 amino acids.